Candoia aspera is the source of this 954-nucleotide messenger RNA. Its product is annotated as olfactory receptor 6E1-like. The record is from RefSeq and is a predicted model, not a curated record. NCBI's taxonomy places the organism in Eukaryota, Metazoa, Chordata, Lepidosauria, Squamata, Candoiidae. Bases 1 to 954 code for a protein of 317 amino acids. The transcript has a single exon. Gene Ontology annotation, cellular component: membrane. Gene Ontology annotation, molecular function: olfactory receptor activity; G protein-coupled receptor activity. Gene Ontology annotation, biological process: G protein-coupled receptor signaling pathway.
AUGAUCGAAAUGGUAAACAGCACUACAGUGAGGGAAUUCAUACUGUUGGGGUUGACUAGCAACCAUCAACUUGCAGCUGUCUUUUUUCUUCUUCUGUUUGGGAUUUAUCUUUUGACAUUAAUUGGAAACAAGCUGAUUAUUAUUAUCACACUGUUGAACGCUCAACUCUGUAGCCCAAUGUACUUCUUCCUCCGACAUGUGGCAUGGGUGGAGAUUGGGUAUACAACUACCAUCGUUCCCAAAACCCUGGCCAACAUAGCCACCGGCAGGAAGAGCAUCUCUUUAGCUGGUUGUUUCGUACAAAUGUCCCUUCACUUUGUUCUUGGCACCACUGAGUUCCUUCUACUGGCCGCGAUGUCUGUGGAUUGGUACAUAGCAAUCUGCAACCCUCUUCACUACUCAACCAUCAUGAAUGGACAAAUCUGCUCCUUAUUGGUCCUUUGUUGCUGGGCUGGGGGGGUUUCACUCAUUCUAGUUCCAUCCAUUGUUUUAUUUCAGAUGCCGUUUUGUGGUCCUAACAUCAUCAAUCAUUUCUUUUGUGACAAUGGACCACUCAUCAAACUAGCAUGUGUUGACACCAGUCUGCUAGAGCUGAUUGAUUUUGUGAUUGCCACACUCUGUCUAACUGGGACCUUAAGUGUCAACAUUGUGUCUUAUGUCAAAAUCAUUUCAACAAUUCUGCGCAUCCCAUCAAGUACAGGGAGGAAGAAGACCUUCUCCACUUGUGCUUCUCACCUGACUGUGGUCUCCAUCACUUACAGCAGUUGUAUUUUCAUGUAUAUAAAUCCAAAAGGCACCAGCAAAUUAGAUUUCAACAAAAUAAUGGCUCUUUUGAAUACCAUUGUGGCUCCACUUCUGAUCCCAUUCAUAUACUGUUUGAGGAACAGACAAGUGCAGGAUGCUUUGAAGGCUGAACUGAGUCAAUGGAUUGGGUUUUGCAAGAAAUUGAGGUGA